GGGAGGGUUGAUCCCUUGAAUAGAAGUGGGUGUAAUCUGGGUAAAACCAGAGCAGUUCGGAGGCAAUGCAGGCUUCGGCGACCACCUUACAGUCCAGUCUGUUGAACAAUAUCUCUUUCAAGAGCUUUAAGCUCAAGACCAAGCAGCAGGAGCUGCUGAUUCGGGUUACGAUUCUAUGCCUCGUCUAUGUCUUGGCUUUCAUCACUCGCCUUUUCAGUGUUCUGCGUUACGAGUCUAUGAUCCAUGAAUUUGAUCCGUACUUCAAUUACCGGACUACUCUCUUCUUGACACAGAAAGGUUUUUAUGAAUUCUGGAACUGGUUUGACUCUGAGAGUUGGUAUCCACUUGGACGGAUCAUCGGAGGCACUCUCUACCCUGGUCUCAUGGUUACGGCCGCUAUUUACUGGGUUUUGCGGUUUUUGAGGUUUGCUGUUCACAUCCGAGAGGUCUGUGUGUUGACAGCUCCAUUUUUCGCAUCGAAUACUACAUUGGUCGCUUAUUUCUUUGGUAAAGAGAUUUGGGAUUCAGGUGCUGGUCUCGUUGCUGCGGCAUUGAUUGCCAUUUGUCCUGGUUAUAUUUCAAGGUCCGUGGCUGGAUCAUAUGAUAAUGAGGGUGUUGCGAUUUUCGCCUUGUUGUUAACAUUUUACCUGUUCGUGAAGGCUGUGAACACUGGGUCUCUUGCAUGGUCUUUGGCUUCGGCUUUUGGUUACUUCUACAUGGUAUCGGCUUGGGGUGGUUAUGUGUUUAUAAUUAACUUGAUCCCACUUUAUGUGAUGGCUCUUUUGAUCACGGGAAGGUAUUCGAUGAGGCUGUAUAUCGCCUAUAAUUGCAUGUAUGUGCUGGGAAUGCUGCUUGCAAUGCAGAUCCGAUUUGUGGGAUUUCAGCACGUGCAGUCUGGAGAACAUAUGGCUGCCAUGGGCGUGUUCUUCUUGCUGCAGGUAUUUUACUUUUUGGAUUGGGUAAGAUAUUUGCUUAGUGACACAAAAUUGUUUCAAGCUUUCUUGAGGAUCACUGUAGCUUGUGCAGUUAGUGUUGGUGCUAUUGCUUUGGGAAUAGGCACUGCAUCUGGUUAUAUUUCUCCAUGGACAGGCAGGUUCUACUCGUUGCUUGAUCCAACAUAUGCUAAGGACCAUAUUCCAAUCAUUGCAUCAGUCUCUGAGCAUCAGCCAACUGCGUGGUCAUCUUUCAUGUUUGAUUUCCAUAUCUUGCUAUUUCUAUUCCCUGCUGGGCUCUAUUUUUGCUUCAAGAGGUUGUCAGAUGCCACAAUAUUUAUAGUUAUGUAUGGUCUUACUAGCAUGUAUUUUGCUGGUGUUAUGGUCCGAUUGAUUCUUGUUGCUACGCCUGCAGUAUGCGUCAUUAGUGCUAUUGCAGUGUCAGCCACUGUAAAAAACUUGACUCAGCUGGUGAGGGGCAAAAACAAAACUUUCCAAGGUGGUUCUACCAAAGGAACUAGUGCUACUAAAGGUUCAUCCAAGGGUGUAGUUGAUCAUUCCCAGCCUUUCCAAAGAAAUGGUGCUAUUGUGUUACUUCUUGGUGCUUUCUAUCUACUCAGUAGAUAUGCCACUCACUGUACCUGGGUCACAUCAGAGGCUUAUUCAUCUCCAUCAAUUGUCUUGGCUGCAAGGGGGGCUCGUGGCAAUAGGGUCAUCUUCGAUGAUUAUCGUGAAGCUUACUUUUGGCUGCGCCAGAAUACUCCACCAGAUGCUAAGGUGAUGUCAUGGUGGGAUUAUGGUUACCAGAUUACUGCCAUGGGAAAUAGAACUGUUAUUGUUGACAAUAACACAUGGAACAAUACACACAUAGCAACUGUUGGGCGUGCAAUGUCUUCUUAUGAGGAUGAGGCUUAUGAGAUUAUGAGAUCGCUCAACGCGGAUUAUGUGUUAGUUGUCUUCGGUGGUGUUACUGGGUAUUCUUCUGAUGAUAUUAACAAAUUUCUGUGGAUGGUAAGAAUUGGUGGUGGAGUUUUUCCUGUAAUAAAGGAGCCUGAUUACCUUGUUAAUGGAGAAUAUCGGGUAGAUAAAGGUGCAGCCCCCAAGAUGCUGAACUGUCUCAUGUAUAAAGCUCUGUUACUAUCGGUUUGGCGAGAUGACAACAGAAUAUGGAAAGCCACCUGGGUAUGACCGAGCUAGAGGAGUUGAAAUUGGAAACAAAGACAUCAAACUUGAGUACUUGGAAGAGGCAUUCACCACACAGAAU
Messenger RNA from Neltuma alba, 2196 nucleotides. RefSeq names its product dolichyl-diphosphooligosaccharide--protein glycosyltransferase subunit STT3B-like. Lineage: Eukaryota; Viridiplantae; Streptophyta; Magnoliopsida; Fabales; Fabaceae. Gene Ontology annotation, cellular component: membrane. Gene Ontology annotation, molecular function: oligosaccharyl transferase activity. The record is from RefSeq and is a predicted model, not a curated record. The transcript has 6 exons. Bases 66 to 2120 code for a protein of 684 amino acids.